UCCAGACAGCCUUCCUGUUUUCUCUGAUCUCACUUCCUGUCAGGACAGACUGACCCUCGGUCCCACAUCCUCCACAUCCGGCCCUGCUCGGUUCAGCCUGUCAGGUCAGUGCGCAUGCGCAGAGCCGGGUGUCCGGUGUCAAACGGAGCAGCUGUUGGGUUCGUUCAGGGCAGAACCGAACCGGCACGUGCUGCACAGUCUGUUUAACGGAGCGGACCCGGUCCCAAAGCCGAAACAGAACCGGGAUCCAGCCGGUCCAGACACCCGAAGUCAGAUCCGGAACCAGCAGGAGAGCUAACGGAGCUAACGGAGCCGAACCGUCUGCUGACCGCCAGGCCGCGGUCCGGUCCCGUCCGGACCCGCUCCGCGUUUCAGACCCAGGUUCUGCUGCUGCUCGGACAGGUUCUGUCUGGGAGCCGGCUCGGCUGGAAGACCGGAACCGGACAUGCUGAUAGCGGCUGUCGGAAGCUCCGCCCCCACAGGCAAGAAACGGCGGCGAGGCAAGAAACACCGGAGAGUCCGAGCUGACCGGCCUGAAGAGGGCAGUGAUUUUCUAAAGACUGAUGGUACUCCCCUCCAAAUGCCAUUACAGAAUGACACUCAAAAAGACCAGCUCCCCCCAAAAGGUCCUACAAACGGCACCGAUGAGGAAGGUCCAGAGGCUCCAGAGCCUGGCACAUUUUCCCCCGAGAGAUCCAUCCAGACACCUUGCCUUCAAGGUCCCCAGCAGGCGCUGAUGUCCCGGAUUCCAAACCAGAUCACCCAGUCACCUGUUCCCCAGAGCCCCCACCACAUAAACCAAUCACCCCAUCCCCAGAGUCCCCAUCAGAGAGUCCAGUCACCACAUCCUGAAAGUCCCCACCAGAACACACAGUCACCUUUUCCCCAGAGUCCCCAUCAUUCACCUGGACCCCUGAACCUCAACACCCAGUCAAAGCGUUCCCAGUGUCUUCACCAUUUACCGCGUUCCCAGCCCUCACCAGACCACCCAGUCACCUGGUCCCCAGAGUCCCCAGCAUUCAGCACAGUCAGCAAGUUCCCACAGUCCAAACCGGAUUACUCAACCACUUCCUCCUCAGAGCGCCCAGCAGAUAAUCCAGGCACUGCAUCCCCAGAGCAUAAACCAGAGAGCAAUAUUCACUCCAGAACCUGUAGAAACUAUAAUGGCCCCUGAAGUUACUCUCAACAACUCCCAGUGUCCCAGCCAAUCAUCUUCUUCUGCAUUAGAAAGCUUUGGCCAAAGUCUCGGCAAGUCACCACCAGAUGUUAACGUUACCCAGAAUGCCUCAGCACAUGGUUUUACUGAGUUCUUCCAACCACCUCCAACCUCACCUCAAGGCGUUACCUCUGAGACUUCUGCAGUAUUUGCACAAAACCCUGUGAAAGCUCCGACUAGUAUGCUAAGCCCCACCCACUCCGACCCCUUCCUCCUGACCUCGAUGACCUUUACUUCCAGUGCCUCCUCCCAGCCUCUGUGCUCCUCCUCCUCUCUCCUGUGCUCUCUGGAUUCUCCAUUCAGCUUUCCUGCCACGACAUCAUCUGCCCCAUCUCAUCUGGCUAUGCCCCCGCCACAUCAGAGCCCGCCUCCUGUAGAGUUAACUCCUCCCCCAGCCCACUUGCUUGGGUCUGAUGAUGAAGAGCAGGAAGACCCUUCAGAUUAUUGUAAAGGUGGGUACUACCCUGUAAAGAUCGGAGACCUGUUCAACGGCCGCUACCAUGUGGUCAGGAAACUGGGCUGGGGACACUUUUCCACAGUGUGGCUCUGCUGGGACCUACAGAAGAAGCGCUUUGUGGCCAUGAAGGUGGUGAAGAGCGCUCCUCAUUACACCGAGACGGCUUUGGAUGAAAUCAAACUGCUGCGAUGUGUGAGGGACAGCGACCCAUCUGACUCGUACAGAGAAACCAUCGUCCAACUCAUUGAUGACUUCAAGAUCUCUGGAAUCAAUGGAGUUCAUGUCUGUAUGGUUCUGGAGGUUCUAGGUCAUCAGUUAUUAAAAUGGAUCAUUAAAUCAAACUAUAUGGGAAUUCCUCUGGUCUGUGUCAAGACUAUCAUCCGACAGGUGCUGCAGGGACUCGACUACCUUCACACCAAGUGUAAAAUUAUUCACACAGACAUCAAGCCGGAGAACAUCCUCCUGGUUGUUGACGACGUCUACGUCAGAAGAUUGGCGGCUGAGGCCACCAUCUGGCAGAGAGCUGGAGCCCCGCCCCCUUCAGGGUCAUCAGUUAGCACGGCUCCCAGGGAUGAAGAGAUGGGGAAGUUGUCAAAAAACAAGAAGAAAAAGUUGAAAAGGAAGGCAAAGCGUCAACAGAAGCUCCUGGACGAAAGGCUCAUGGAUAUACAGAGGAUGGAUGAGGAGGAAGGUCUACAGCAGCCUGACGAUGCCGACCCGACCUGGUCUGUGGUCGUCAACGGCAACACUUUCUGCUCCACAGCCAAUCACAAGCCAAGCCCAGAGUCCAGCAGCUCCUGGUUGGACGACAGGUUCAGUGACCCCGCCCCCGGACGCUUCUCCAGCCCCGCCUCCGGCCUAUCAGGGCUCUCCAGCUCGGUGAUGUCGGCGACCUCUGAGUCGGCGCUCUCCACCCAGUCGGGAUGCUCCAGCGGACGAGACGGAUUCAGUUCGUCGGACUUCGUCCUGAACCCUCUGGACCCGCAGAACGCCGACCGCCUCCGAGUGAAGAUCGCCGACCUGGGGAACGCCUGCUGGGUGCACAAACACUUCACCGAGGACAUCCAGACCAGGCAGUACCGGGCCCUGGAGGUUCUGAUCGGAGCGGAGUACGGGCCACCAGCAGACAUCUGGAGCACCGCCUGCAUGGCGUUCGAACUCGCAACCGGGGAUUACCUGUUCGAGCCGCAUUCAGGAGAAGAUUACACCAGAGACGAAGAUCAUAUCGCCCACAUCAUGGAGCUGCUGGGUCCGCUGCCGCUGCCCUUCGCCUUGUCUGGCAGGUAUUCCAGGGAAUACUUCACCAGGAGAGGUGAGUUGCGGCAUAUCUCCAACCUGAAGCCGUGGGGUCUGUUCGAGGUUCUGCUGGAGAAGUACGAGUGGCCGCUGGACCAGGCGGCGCAGUUCAGCGACUUCCUGCUCACCAUGCUGGAGAUGGAGCCGGAGCGCCGCGCCACGGCGGCGCAGUGCCUGCAGCACGCCUGGCUGCACACAUAACACACACCUGCACACACAGCUGUCUCACUGUGACUCGCUGACCCGUGUGGUUGGAGACGCCUCUGCUGAUUGGCCGACUGGUCAGUGGGUGGGCCGAUGAACGUUUAGCCCCGCCUCCCCUCUAAAGCUGACUGCCAGUCACACCUGAGGAAGCCUCACCUGUCUGAACUGAGCUGAGGUCCGGCUAGUCGAUGCUCAGACACGACCUUUGACCUGGCCAGGUGAAACCAUCCAGAUGUUUGGUCUCAGAUUGACAGCUGCUGAUCACCUGGACAGGUGAACGGUCAGAGCUGACUCCAGAAAUCACUUCAGUGCUGCUGUACCUCACUUCCUGUUAGACUUCCUGUCCACUUCCUGUUUUUCCACCUGACUUCCUGUCUUCCUUUCAUACUCAGUUUUGAUUUCUGAUCAGUUUUUUGAGUCGAUCUAAUUUAUGAAGCCAGCAGCUCAUCUGUUGCUUCAUCAUUGACCGAUCGAUUGACUAUUCUUCUGGCGAUCACCUGAUCGGCCGUCAGUCGAUCAACCUGUGUGAGUUUCUGGUGCUGAACUUCCACAGAUCAACUAAAAUCUGUUUUUCUCUCAUUUUCUUAAUUUUAAUUGUUUUUAUUGAUCUGUCACUUCCUGCUUAUUGAUUAUUGAUCAGUAGAUAACGAGCUUCCACCUGUUCACUUGUUCUGAUGACCUUAGUGCCUUGAAACAGCCCCGCCCCCUGCAGUGACAUCACUGAUGAUGUCAGGGGGGUUUUU
Poeciliopsis prolifica (blackstripe livebearer) is the source of this 3916-nucleotide messenger RNA. RefSeq names its product SRSF protein kinase 3-like. Gene Ontology annotation, biological process: regulation of mRNA processing; protein phosphorylation; spliceosomal complex assembly. The record is from RefSeq and is a predicted model, not a curated record. Gene Ontology annotation, molecular function: ATP binding; protein kinase activity. The transcript is spliced from 17 exons. Bases 1164 to 3170 code for a protein of 668 amino acids. NCBI's taxonomy places the organism in Eukaryota, Metazoa, Chordata, Actinopteri, Cyprinodontiformes, Poeciliidae.